UGCUGUUGUCUGAGCUAAAGUGACAGAGAGAAUCGACGCAGCACAUUCCUGUUCAGGGAGAGAGACGCGCAGAGCUCAGAAUGGACCUGUGCAGCCUGAGAGCUCCUCUACUCAUUCUCGCAGCAAUUAUUUGCUGCUCCUACUCUCUCCUGGUGCCCUUGAAAAUCAGCGGGGUGAAGGGAAAAUACGCCAUAUUUCCCUUAAAAAUUACAGACGGAUUCCAGCCCAACGCGGUAAAGAUUACUUUCACGAACAGUGCUGGUGAAUUCACCACUGUGUACAAUCGCGUUGGUGAAAAGGUAACCACCUCGUCCAACGGUCGAGCUGUCUACAACCAGACCACCUAUGAGUUCCAGCUCGGACCGCUGACUCCUGGGGACGCUGGACAAUAUUCAUUUAUCCUGGUGGACACAGAGUAUAAUAUGAAUGAGGGGCAAACAACCCUGGAGGUGCUGGAGCCUGUGGCAGAUGUGGUUAUUGUCUCCAGCCUCCCUGAAGCUGUGGAAUUCAACAGCACUGUGGUCCUUACCUGUUCUGCUAAAGGCUCUUUCCUCUCUUACAAGUGGCUGAAUGGUUCAACAACCCCAGUGGUUGUAGAUGGAAAGCACUUGGUGCUGAACGGUAGCCAGCUAAUCAUUACCGAAGUGUUGCGCACGGACUUGCGUGGGUCAAUCUACUGCGUCGCUGAGAAUCAGCUGGAGUCAGUGAGGAGCACCGCCUUCAAUAUGAGUGUUAGCUAUGGUCCUGAGAGCAUUUCUAUGAAGAAAGUGCCGGAUGAAAUAGACCUGAAGAAAGGCUCCAACCUGACGAUGUCAUGCUCAGCUGUGUCCAGCCCUGCAGCUGAGCUCAAGUGGCUUUUUAAUGGAGCUGAGCUUCCCGAUAAAAGUGCCACACUAGCCUACACAAAUCUGGAAGAGAAUCAGAGCGGCAACUACAGUUGUGUGGCCUACAACAGCAAGACCAAGCGCUAUGCUGCUUCACAGGUCAUCACAGUAUCCAUCAUAGAAGCCAUCUCUGGCACCAACGUCACUGGCCCCAUUUCUCUGCUCAUUGCUGGCAACAGCACAGCCAACCUCACCUGCAAAUCCAGCAUGGGCAAAGCAGACAGCGUGACUUGGUUUAAAGAUGAGAAGCCUCUGGCUGCCAGUGACCGCAUCAUCAUCAGCACUGACAAGAAGACCAUCAGCAUCCCAAUAGUGCAGAAAGAGGAUGCUGGACAGUACAAAUGCAAGCUGAGCAACAAAUUGAGCACAGAUUCUAGCAUCUACAACAUGCAAAUCUACUAUGGGCCAGAGAAGGUGUCCAUAGAAGGACCGAAGAAAGCAGAGGUGGUCGACACAGUUGUAAUGACAUGCAAAGUCACCUCUAUUCCUCCUGCCACCUACAUCUGGAAGUUCAAUGGUUCACUUUUGGAGAUCACGACAGCUGAGUUCAAGAUUGAGAAGCCCAGCUUCGAAAACAGCGGCAUCUACACCUGUGAGGCACGCAACCAUAUCACGGGACUCAGCCAGACAGCCACCCAUAAUCUCUUGGUGAAAGGAGAGGGGGAGCUGAAUGAUCAGCUCUCUAGUGGAGCUAUAGCUGCUAUCGUCAUAGCUGUUCUUGUGAUUGUGGCAAUCAUCAUUGCCGUCAUCAUCCGUAAAAGAAGGAAGCCUGGAGAUAUUGCGUCACCAUAUUAACCUUCAGGGAGAUGUGAGCCGAAUCUACUAGACCAACUCUUCAGCCAUCUUGUCUUUUCUACCCGCAAGUUCGUUCCACCAGGGCAGCUGGAAAAACUACCCUCAUGAAUGGAACACACCUUCAGGGCUGGCCCUCUCUCUCUCUCGCUCUCUCUCUCUCUCUUUCUCUCUCUCGCUCUCGCUCUCGCUCUCUCUCUCGCUCUCUCUCUCUCUCUCUCUCUCUCUCUCUGCAACCUUUCCACCUCAAACCACAGAGGUCAUGUUCCGAUGUGGGAAUUCCCAAAGCCUGCCACCCACCAACCCAAAUGUCUCUGAUAUGGCCCAGGAAAACCCCACUGUGUUCCUCACUACAUUGAAGACAUGAAGAUGGAAGGGGUAUGGGUCACUUGUGAAGACCAAAUACUACUGGUCACCCCUCCUCCCUGCAACCUCCAGCUUCAGAGUUUUGACCCCAUUGUUCCCUAAUCUUUGGCUGAAGAGUUCUGUUCCUUUUGUUCCUAAAGAAAUUUGAUAUACCUUUCCUCACCACCUGAGAUGCCCCCCCAGCCCCACAUCCCCUCUGCCAGCCCUUCAGCUGCGACAGACUGUCACAAUAGAGCAUCACACUACUGAUUCUGAAAGAAAACAAUGCAUCAGUAACAGGCAUGCUUCGUAGUAUAACACAGGCUUUGAAGGCAACAAAAAGUUUAAAAUGUAUGCCCAGAAGUGUCAAAGGAUUCCAGAUCCAUGGGACUCAUUACUGCCAAAGAAAACAGAGACACUGCACACCUUACAGCAUCUGCCAUUGAGGUGCCAGCAUCUUGUAACCUCUGUUAAGCCACCAUCUCAAGACUUUUUAUUUCCUUUUUUUUCUUCCAACUCUCCUCACUGCAACAAGAUGUCCAUAGGACAAGCCUCAGCACGUUCAGAGUGUACGAAUGGGGAGAAAAAAAAGAAAAAAAAGAGGAUGAGACAUUUUUGUGGGCAAUGACAUUCCAGGGUUUCCUUGGCUAGCUGUUACUGUGCUGUCUUGGGCGUCGUCCACAAAGAUUCGUUGUGCUGUAAUGAGGAGUUCAAAUGGUUCUUACUCUGUUGAAAGAGGUUUUCAAUGUCACCUUCACCUGAGUUGUCAGGCUGGAAAUCCAAACCCGCUGAGUAUUUUCUGUUAGCACAGUUAUUGUUCAUGAUGGGGAUUUGAUAACAACCAUGUGUGCUUUUUGAUUUUCAAAGAGAGAUAUCUUGUUUCAUUUUGGUGUUUUUUGAAACCUCAAAUGAACGCACAGUGGUGAGACAGUUAUUUUGAGAAUGAGUAGUAGUAAUGUGUGUGUGUGUGUGUGUGUGUGUGUGUGUGUGUGUGUGUGUGUGUGUGUGUGUGUGUGUCUGUGUGUGUGUGUGUGUGUGAGUCUGAGUGUGCAUAAUAUGUUGUUUUAGGACAUUCCAGAGGAUAUGUCCUGGAACACCUACACAAAAAAUAAACUCCUAGACACGCCUGACCCCUUCUCACACAUUCACUCAAUACACCCAACAGAAGUACAUGAUUAUUGGCUUCAAAAUCAAACUUUAAGAUAUUUUUUAAGCUGCAGUGUUUUGUUAUGCAUCUACAAUGUUGGCCUAGAGGCCCUGUAAUUGUCCAGUGUUAGCUGAGUGAAUUGAUGGUUUUCCACAGUGAGGGCCACUCUGAAGUCCUGUGGUCUUCCAUCAUAGCAUCACUUAAAGAACACAGCUUCUUGGGACCUUUACAGUGAAUUACAUUUAUUUGACUUGACUUCAGGACUGGUCCCAGAAGUGACUGUAGAGUUUGGAAUGUGGUUAUAAUUUGACGUUAAAUUAUAUAAAAGCAUAAAAGAUGAAAAUCGUCUUUCUAAAGGGCUUUUGAAAAUGGAAUGGAAUAGUAAAGAUGCAAAUAAAUUAAUAAUACAUUUUAUUUAUGCCGCAUGUUUCAUUUUGUUUACGAAUGUCAACAGCUCAAGUGCCUGUAGUGUAACAGUACAAGUCUUGAUCAUGUGUUUAGCAUAUUUUGGAGUCAAAUUGUUAAUGAAAAGUAACACGUGUUUUGUAUUUUACCAAAUUAGUCUAUUGUCUGAUGUUGAAUUGAAUUAAAUCAGUGCCUUAACGGAAACAGUUAGCAAAGUUUAUUUUGUGUUUUUAUUUUAUUUUUGUAUUUUUGUGAGAUUGAAAUGCACUGGGCCAUUUUUAUACAUAUAUACAUAUAUUUGACCAAUGUGAUCUAACAGUAUACAAUUGGGGGGAUUAACUGAUGCUUUAUCUUAUAUAUUUAGCCAGAAAUGUUCUCAGGUUGUUUACAAAAUGGGCAUAUUAUCAGCUUAACUUAACAGUAUAUCCACUGUUUUGUUUUCUAACUUGCCAUUUAUUUAUUAUUUUUUCAAGUGCUUGUCUCUAAUGUAAUUUACUGUUUGGGUUUGAAUAAUCUGAUAUAAAAACCUGACAUCCGCUACUUUUUGAAAUUCUGUUGUAUGUUCCAGAGAAGGAGUGUUGGGAAAAAGGGGAGUGGCAUGUAGGCAGCUUGUCGGAUGCAUGACUUUUUCCGUCUAUCUGCUUUACAUUUGUACCCACGCUGUUCCUUCUACACCCAAAACACUAGCAGAUGACUAAGCCCCCGGUCAACAAACUGGUUUCGGCUCAUGUUUCUUUAGUGAAAAAGAAUGAAUGCUCAAUGUCAUAUCAUAUCAAUUAAUUUAAAGAAGUGCCACUAGUGGGCAAAAGUACAAACUAUCAGCUCAUGAAAGCUAUUUCAAGAAUACCAAUGGGAAUACAAAAGUCUUACUGUAAUUUUGAGCACAACGUAAGACAAUACAAGGCCUUCUCUUAGUGCUGGCCUAUAUUGGUAUUGGUGACUGAUAUUGAUACUAACCAAUAAUAAUUAUUAGUUUAGUUUGUAUAUUUUUAGGUAAAUUGGUUAACUGCAAUUCUUUUUGAAAUUGCAAAUAAAAUAAUUGAAAAUACAUAAAUAUGACAAAUUUCUAUAUUAAAAGGUUCAUAAAAUAUAUGAAACUUAGUCAUGCACAGUAAACCCAGAAUAAUAUCUGCAUUGGAAGAAAAUUGCUCAAAAGCAGCAUCAGCAUUGUUCAGAUGUUUCGAUUUAAGUGAUAUUUCAAAUCAAUAUUUAAUGAUGUAUUUUUUUGUACUCUUUUACAUUCAUGCAUUUGGCAGAGCGACUUAUAACUUAAAUAUGUUACAGACGUUAGGUGAAUGUAGCAUAAGCAGCAUUGCCCAAAGACUCUUAUUGGUUAGUGUGGUGUGCUUGGGGAUUGAUCCCCAGCCUACCAUGUUGAAGCCUACACCAACUCUAGAAUAAGACCAAAAGAGCAAAGCAUUUAGGUUAUUCUGGGCUUCAAGACUAAAAUAUCUUCAUUUAACUCAUUACACUGCAUGCUUAACCCUACAGGAAAAGAAGCUAGUAUUUUUCGCUAAUGCCAAUACAAGCAUAUGUAUUCUCACUUUUAUCAUUUAAUAAAUAUUUAAGCCUUCUUUGUCAUUGGUUAAAAAAUAUCUGAAAUCAGCAUUGGCCCAGAAUUCCCACAUCACUGCAUCCUUAAUAUGAAACUUAAUAAACAGUAAGUUUCCUUUCUCAAAACCUGGAUUUUGACUGAUUAACGUUCACAGCAAUGUGUAAAGAUCUGUUUUUUUGUGAUUUGGAAAGAAGAGGAACAGAGCAGUCAAGUCAAAACAAGUGCUUUCAGGUUUGUAAGACAUUCUUUUAGCAUAUAGUACUGAAGAAGUGCGAGCACAGCAAUAAUAAUACCAGUUAAGACUACCUUCACUGUUCCAUGCUUUUAGCCUUGCUUAAAUGAGCUAUUCAGUACCUAUUCAAACCACUCUUGUCUCCACUAGGGAUUUUCCCCAUUAGAUUUCAAUCUUGCCCCCUCCUGUACUAACAGCUAAUAUCUAUUCUGGCGUCAGUAUUGAAGCCUGCCCUCCAGCGUCUGCUUAUAGUGUAGUCACCUCUCUGUCACUUUGAUGGCAAAACUGAUAUGCUACCAUUGUCACAGAAACCAGAGCUGUCUUCUGUUGUCCUUGUUGUUCAUGUGACGUGAUGCAAACUCACAAUCCUCAAUAGCUGUGUACUGGCAUGCAUGAACUCAGAUGUGCGUUCUGUUUGUGUUUUCUUUUUUAAUGUGGUGCUUUACAUGUUAUAAAUUACUGUUGUACUGCUGUGAACUUACAAACGUGUGCUUUAGAAAGUGGCCAGUCGAACAGGUUCAUUUGCCUUAAGUCAACAGUGUGGAUCCUUUAAGACGGACCAGGUCUGGUUGAGCAAGUAUGCGGAUAAUAGAGCGAUUGUGCAACACUGUACGUACUUGAAUGUAAACAGCUUUUCAGCUUUAAAUAAAAAUGAAAUGUACGAAAAGCG
This is a messenger RNA of Pygocentrus nattereri (red-bellied piranha), 6030 nucleotides long. Its product is annotated as carcinoembryonic antigen-related cell adhesion molecule 20. Lineage: Eukaryota; Metazoa; Chordata; Actinopteri; Characiformes; Serrasalmidae. The transcript has 9 exons. Bases 81 to 1679 code for a protein of 532 amino acids. The record is from RefSeq and is a predicted model, not a curated record.